Panicum virgatum (switchgrass) is the source of this 1282-nucleotide messenger RNA. Its product is annotated as protein FAF-like, chloroplastic. The record is from RefSeq and is a predicted model, not a curated record. Bases 246 to 1103 code for a protein of 285 amino acids. The transcript has 2 exons. NCBI's taxonomy places the organism in Eukaryota, Viridiplantae, Streptophyta, Magnoliopsida, Poales, Poaceae.
UACCCUCCACUUGUUAAACGAUGCAUAUUCCAAUUCCACAGCCACAGAAAACCCAGAAUAUUUCUCCACCUCUCUUUUUUCUACUAGUAUAUAUACAUAUAUACAUCUUUCUAAUUCUCUCUACCUCCCAAGUCAGAACAACACAAAAAUUUGAGUCAAGCUGACAGUCUACACACCUCAAACUGUUCUGCAUAUCUUCAGCUCCUUUGCAGUUGCAGAGCACGUUCUCGAGGGAGAAGCAGGUGAUGGCUGCGCCGAUGGCGUCGGACAACAGCGGGUUGAGGCGGCUGUUCGAGAAGCCGCUGCCGGAGAACCCGACGCUGCUGGAGGCGCUGUCGGCGUGGAACCGCAACACCCACCCCAAUAAACCCAUCGAUCCGUCCUCUUUCACCGAGAUCUUCGGCGAGCUCCACUUCCAAGAGAAGCAGCCCGAGCGAGCCGUCCUGCCGCCAACGCUGGUGCCGGCGCCGGCGUCUCGUCCGGCGUCGUGGCUUGACAUCGCCACCGCGGCCGAGGCCGAGAAGAGCAAGGACGACUCGUCGCUGGACGCGCUCCUGAGGCCCAUGCCCGCCGCGAGCACCGUGGCCACGGUGAAGCGGAGCGCGAGCUUCUGCCUGAAGAAGAGCUCGGCCUCGCUGCUGCUCUGCACCGAGGGGCUCGGAUCCGAGAGCACCGUGGACGCCGACGACAUGUUCAAGGACGGCGACGCCGAGGCCGAGGCCGCCGCGCUCAAGGGCACGGAGACGGACGGCGGAGACGGUGACGCCGCCGCCGCCGGCGACGCGGAGGCGAUCGAGGCGACGAAGGGGGAGGAGGAGAGGCAGCCGAAGACGUUCCCCCCGCCGAUACGGUCGAUCGGGCGCGGCGGGAAGCCGUACGUGUGCUUCCGGUCGUUCCGGGAGGACGGCCGGUUCGUGCUGCUGGAGGUGGUGAUCCCCGGGAAGGAGCUCCUGCAGGCCACGCGCGAGGGCGGCCGGCUCAGGCUGCAGUUCGCCAACGCCGCCGCCGCCGCGGCUGGUGCGAGCGUCGAUGAGGCGAUGCACGGGGAAGACGACCACCACCAAGCAGCCAAGAGCGCAUGCAUAGACGACGAUGAGAGCUGAGUGUUGUCGUUGAUGUCCUUGGCAUUCUCGCACACGAUAUAUACGAUUAGUCAUGUACUCAUGUCAUGCCAUGGUGUCUAUGAGAAGCAUAUCAUCAUCAGCUACCUAAGUCUUGUUCAAGUGUUUUAAGAAAGUGGUGAAUUCAGUCAGUCAGAAAUAUAUGAUUCAGAUUACAGUCA